GGCCAUGCGGUCCUCAGCAGCAGGAGGAGCCAGCCUCACCUCCUCGGGACAGUUGACGGUUGCUGCCCUGGCCGGCCGGUUCCCAAUGGAGGACGGAGGCUCCCCCGAGAGCCCAGCUGUGUGGACUGCCUCCGAGCCCAGCGAGUCCCUGUCCUCGGCCCACAGACACCUGAGCAGAAGGAAUGGGCUUUCGAAGCUCUGCCAGAGCAGGAUGGGCCUCUCUGAAGACAGAUGGAAUUCCUACUGUUUGUCGUCACUGGCCGCCCAGAACAUCUGCACCAGCAAACUGCACUGCCUGGUGCCACCGGAGCCGCCGGAACUGCCCCGGUCCCUGGGCAGCGCGUCCUGCUGCUCUCUGCUGCGGGGCUUGUCCUCAGGGUUGUCCACGCCCCUGCUCCCCACCCCCGUGUGCAACCCGAACAAGGCCGUGUUCACUGUGGACGCCAAGACCACAGAGAUCCUGGUUGCCAACGACAAGGCUUGCCAGCUCCUGGGGCACAGCAGCCAUGACCUGAUCGGCCAGAAGCUCAUGCAGUUCUUCCUGAAGCCCGAUUCCGACGUGGUGAAGGCCCUCAGUGAAGAGCACGUGGAGGCCGACGGCCGUGCCGCUGUCGUGUUCGGCACAGUAGUAGACGUGGUGAGCCGCAGCGGGGAGAAGAUCCCCGUUUCUGUGUGGAUGAAGAAGGUGAAGCAGGAGCAUAGCUUGUGCCGUGUGGUCGUGCUGGAGCCUGUGGAGCGGGUGUCCGCCUGGGUCGCUUUCCAGGGCGAUGGAACCAUAACAUCCUGUGACAGCCUGUUUGCUCUCCUGCAUGGGUACGCAUCUGGGGAGGAGAUGCUCGGGCAGCACAUCGCAGACCUGAUCCCUUCUGUGCAGCUCCCCCCCCGCGGCGAGCCUGUUCCACAGAAUCUCAAGAUUCAGAGGUCUGUUGGGAGAGCCAAGGAUGGUACCACUUUCCCUCUGAGCUUAAAACUGAAAUCUGAGUCCAGUAGCGAGAUGGUGGAAGACAGCAGUGCAGUCCCCGAGCUGGGUUACUCGGCAUCCAUCUGGGUAUUCUCCACCAUCAGCGGCCUCAUCACCCUCCUGCCCGACGGGACCAUCUACGGCAUCAACCACAGCUUUGCACUGAUGCUGUUCGGUUACGGGAAGACGGAGCUUCUGGGCAAGAACAUCACUUUCCUGAUUCCCGGCUUCUACCACUACAUGGGCCUUGCGUGUGACACUUCUUUACCGCUGCCAGACCUGGCCAACUGCUUGGAUAUCGGCAACCAGAGUGAGCCUGGGGAGACAAGCGUGGGCCCCUGGCAGGGCCGGAACCCAGCCGGCGUGGCCACGGAUCCAAGGGCUAACGGCGCGCUUGUUGGAGACCACGUUCUUCCACGAGGGGAGACCCGAGAGCCAGUGGGAAGCCAAGAAGCCUUCGCUGGGACCCAGGCCCAAGCAGACCCUGGAGGCGGCCUCUCUUCCUCCCUCCCGCGUCUGCCCACUCCAGGAGUGGACAACAUCCCGGAGGGAAGCGCACCAGCCCAUAGCCAACAGUCAUCAGCCGAUGACCAGCCGAAUGCUCUCUUGGAGAAAGAGGAACCUGCAGCCCCAGAAAGCCUCAGACAGGACCUUGUAGGAAGAAGCGGGUCUCACCCAGUGCACACAUGGAUGUCUGCCUCCCGUGAAGGAUCUGAGGAUAGGAGCAGGCAUGCUGAAAUGUGUAGCCUGUAUGAGGCACAGUUGGAGUGGACAAGCUUGAGCAGUGCCCGCAAUUCGAACCAUCGGGCUGAUACCAUCAUGCCCGAGCCCCAUGCCACAGGCCAGCUGGCAGGGGAGGGUCUCCUGAUGCCCUGCCCUGGAUAUGGGGGUGAGCAGAGCACGCAGUCAGGAAGCCCCCCCAGGACAGCACAACUCCCGUUUUUGAUGCCUACUCUGGAUGAGCCGUGGGUGGCCGUGGAGAAUGACCGCGAGGAGCUACAGACUUGCUUAAUUAAGGAGCAGCUGUCCAAGUUGAGCCUCGUGGAACCACUGGGUGUCUCUUACAGCAAGCUGGCCCCAGAAGAGCGCCCCCAAUUCUCUGCCCCUGUGUCCUUGUGCGACCCAGGAAGCAGGGCCCUGUGCAGCCGAGCAGGCAGCUCCUCGGCCUACUAUGCUCUGGCCACAGACCUCCCUGGUGUGCUGGAUGCAGCGCCAGCCCAGGAGGCUGAUGGGAAUUCAUUUUCCUGGAACCUCAAGGAACUCUUUUACAAUGAAUGGACAGAUCGAACUUCCUCCAGCUGUUCCGGCACUGCGUCUGAGCUUGUGGGGACGCCGUCUCCUUCACCGGCAGGCUCUGAUGUAGACAUGAGUGGUCUGCACCGGCGGAGAUCAGAUGUUCUGGAUGACCGAGAAUUGUUGCUCCUGACCGGCACUUACUUCGAUCUUGGGGAGGCUCGGCAGUUUUGCGAGAGCCGUCUGGGGCCCCAUCAAGUAGAGCCCUCCGAGACGUGUCUGGUGUCCUCAGAACACUAUGAAGUGAGUGGCAGAGAGAGCCCAGCCUGUGUCCUUCCCACGCCGGGGGCUGGCCCCGCAGAUGUGUGCCCAUCAGAGGAGCCCAGGUUGAGUUUCCAGGUCACCUCCACACCUGUGAGAGGGGACAGCCCGGCAACAUCUGGGGGUACCCGCGUGCAGCAGGAGAUCCAGGAGGGGACCUACGCCGGCAGCUGCUACCACCGGGAUGGAGCCCAGCUGAGUGUGCAGUUUGAGGUGAAGCGGGUGGAGCUCCAAGGCUCCGCAACCCUGUUCUGCUGCUGGCUCAUGAAGGACCUGCUGCACAGCCGCCGGGACUCGGCCACGCGGACCCGUCUGCUCCUGGCCAGCCUGCCCAGCUCCAGCCACUCCGUGUGCGAGCUUUCUGAACCCAGCAUGGGGGAGAUGCUCAGAAGCAAGCCCUGGUUCGAGGAGCCCCCCAGGGCUGUGGAGCUGGAGGGGCCGGCAGCCUGUGAGGGCGCAUACUCCCGCAAGUACAGCACGCUGAGCCCCCUGGGCAGUGGGGCCUUUGGCUUCGUCUGGACUGCAGUGGACAAGGAAGCCAACAAGGAGGUGGUGGUAAAGUUUAUUAAGAAGGAGAAGGUUUUGGAAGAUUGUUGGAUCGAGGAUCCCAAACUUGGAAAAGUUACUUUAGAGAUUGCAAUUCUGUCCAGGGUGGACCACGCCAAUAUCAUCAAGGUGUUGGACGUAUUUGAAAACCAAGGGUUCUUUCAGCUUGUGAUGGAGAAGCACGGCUCCGGCCUGGACCUGUUUGCAUUCAUUGACCGCCACCCCAGCCUUGACGAGCCCCUGGCAAGUUACAUCUUCCGACAACUGGUGACGGCGGUGGGGUACCUGCGCUCGAAGAGCAUCAUUCACCGCGACAUCAAAGACGAGAACAUUGUGAUCGCGGAGGACUUUACCAUCAAGCUGAUCGACUUCGGCUCCGCUGCCUACUUGGAGAAGGGCAGGCUGUUUCAUACGUUUUGUGGGACUAUUGAGUACUGCGCACCCGAAGUCCUCAUGGGAAACCCGUACAAGGGGCCGGAGCUGGAGAUGUGGUCGCUGGGGGUCACGCUCUACACGCUGAUCUUUGAGGAGAACCCUUUCUGCGAGCUGGAGGAGACCAUGGAGGCCAUGAUCCACCCCCCAUACCUGGUGUCAGAAGAUCUCAUGAACCUCAUGUCUGGGCUGCUGCAGCCUGUGCCCGAGCAGCGCACCACCCUGGAGAAGCUGGCGACAGACCCCUGGGUGACACAGCCCGUGAAUCUUGCUAACUACACCUGGGAUGAGGUGUGUCGCAUGAACAAGCCAGAAAGUGGAGCUCUGUCCGGUGUGAGCCUGGAGGCCGAGAGCAGGUGCGCCAGGGAAGUGGCGUGGGGUCUGGAGCCCUGCGGGGCCCUGUGCCCCAGGGGAGGCCCCUGAUGCGCCAACUCCAGCUCCCUGCUGCUCCCUCAGGAGCAGGUUGUUUUCAGGCCCCCUCCAGUCAGAGAAAGUAAAUUCUCAAGCAUUAGGCCCAAUUCACCUUCUAAAAACUCCUCUGCAAGUUUGAGAAAUGCUAGAACAAAAGCCAGUGGUGCUACAGAUUUUAGGGUUAUAAAUAGACUUGGAAUUCAUUUUUCACAUGACCUUGGAUAAGCAUGCUAGCGUUUGGUUGAAUUUUGUGCCAUGAAAGGGCUUUAAUCUUUCUGAUGUUGUAUAUAUGCAUGUGUUUGUUUCCUCUGACUUGACAUGUGCUCAUCUGAUGUGUGGAGUUGGUAGAACUGGUUAUCAGAGACCAGACUAUUUCAUUAACUUAUUUUUUUGAACAUUUCCAAAUUAAAGCAAUUUUGUAGUGAGCCAUGAUCCGGA
Molecule: messenger RNA, 4342 nt
Organism: Callorhinus ursinus (northern fur seal)
Lineage: Eukaryota; Metazoa; Chordata; Mammalia; Carnivora; Otariidae
Source: RefSeq, a predicted model, not a curated record